AUGUCGCAAUUACUACCAGACUUUGCUCCCAUCGAAGUACUCGCUGCACAGGUGUCUGACUCCUGGUUUAACGGAGUCAUCAUCGAGUCCCUAACACACGGGAUGUACACGGCUUUGCUCGCUGUCGUAUUAUGGCGGAUAUUGUCGAGUAGCACUUCCCAUAGGGGCCAAACGAAGGUCCUUGCUGGGAUCUCGGUGUUCAUGUACAUCAUGGCUACGAUGCACCUCUCUGUGAGGUGGUUCUAUGCUAGGCGGGCGUUCAUCACCAAAGGAGAGACCGAGGAAACAAGGUUUUAUGCCCUUAUAGACUCUCUGAUUGCUGGUGGUCCGUUAUGGGUCCCGACCAUCAGUAGCGUCGUCGCGAGCAUCAAUAUAUUGAUCGCGGAUUGUGUCAUUGUAACGUCUCUCGCCCGCCAUACUUUAGGCGCUGUAGUGAUAUUCGGAUUUAGAUUUGGAGGUGCUGGAUUAUCUGGCAAAGGAACUGGAGGAUCAUCGUCCUUCCUUCCAUAUGCUCGCUAUGUGGAACAAGAGUUGACGCCGUUGACCAAUCCACAAGGAAAACCUGUGACUCCCUGGGGGAGUAACUCCAUCAACUGGGGGAUAGCAUAUUAUAGUAUGACGCUUUCAACGACGGUUAUCUGUACGGCUCUGAUUGUAUUCCGGCUGACCCGAGCGAGCAGAACAGGGAAAUCUCUACGUUUCGGGCCGGAUCCGUACCACAAAGUCAUGGAGAUCAUGGUAGAAUCUGCUGCAUUAUAUGUCGUUGCACUGGCAGUGUACAUUCCGUUCAUCGCGACGAAUAGUCCGUAUAGCAAUUAUCCACAGGUGGUUCUUGCUUCGGUUACCGUGAGUUAG
Messenger RNA from Desarmillaria tabescens, 855 nucleotides. RefSeq lists its product as uncharacterized. The transcript has 4 exons. Lineage: Eukaryota; Fungi; Basidiomycota; Agaricomycetes; Agaricales; Physalacriaceae. The coding region runs from base 1 to 855 and encodes 284 amino acids. The record is from RefSeq and is a predicted model, not a curated record.